Lymnaea stagnalis (great pond snail) is the source of this 29921-nucleotide messenger RNA. NCBI's taxonomy places the organism in Eukaryota, Metazoa, Mollusca, Gastropoda, Lymnaeidae. The record is from the annotation of a GenBank genome assembly.
AGUUUCCUUGUGUGAGAAGUGGGGGGAGAGAUGUACGCGUUUUGAAGUGUCAUUACGGUUGUUUUGUUGGUGCUGGCAGUUCGUGUGGAUUGCCAGGUCGAAGUUAGUGCCCGAGUUGAGUGCGACAAUAUAUCUGUCGUGGUGUAAAACAAAUCUUCAAGGGGGCGAGGAAAUAAAAAAAACGGAUAAAACUCAAAAGGUAAAACUCUUACAGUGUGAAUAAGUUUCAUACGGGCCGUGAGACGCACGUUUAUAUCAUAUUUUGUAACACACGAGGAGUGAGUACCAGUUUUAAAUACAAUAUUUUUUCUUUUGCAGACGACGUGUGCAGUACAUGUGUGUUGCGGGUAUCGUGUUAAGUGCAGCUCAGUAAGUCACUUCUGGAUGAAAGGGAUUGAAUAUAAUUACAGACAUGAGUGGAAGUAUGACGCUGGAGGUAUAGUUGGGGGGGGAGGGGGGGGAGAAGCUUAGGUGCCAGAGCUAUGACCGAUGGGACAUAUCUUUCUCACGAACUCGACUCUAUAAUCAACGUAACAUAUAAGCUUUUUAUUUUCGUCAAAUACGUCUCUGAACUAAUGUCAAGCCAUUUUUCUGAAAUAGAUACUCAUGGGAUAUAAUUUAAACUAGUUGAGAUUUGUUGGUAGAAAAAAAAAUGCCGAUUCCCCACUCCCACCAAAUGUCUCUAUUUUUUUUUUUUUUUUUUAGAAUCCCCAACUGUGUCAUAGUUCCAAGACAACUAAAAUUUAAAGCAUUGGCGGAGAUCCCGGUGAACGAAAUCUGUUUUACCCUGGCGAAGACUCAGGGUAAUGAAUAUGUUUUAAACAUGAGAGAAGACGAAGUGACUGGAAUAAAUGAUGCGAAAUUAGCAAAGCUAUAAUAGCCAGCAACAUGCAAUGAUCUGGAUAUUUUUUUUAAAAUAACAGCUUUUCAAGAUGCCCCACACCCCUUUACACAUCCUCCCUCCCCCCACGAUUUUGCCUGACUUUUAAUACCGUUACUAAAUCCCCCAGAGUAGGUCUGGAAAAUUUGUAUUUAAAAAAAAACAACAAACUGUUAAAGCAUCCAGCGAAAUAUGUUUUAGAAAAGUUCAAUAAAUACAAUUAACAAAUCUUGAUAUCAGGCUUUGACAAAUGAAAGAAAGAAAAAUAAAAAAAAAACAACAGCAACAAAAAACAUUUUUUUAAGGUUUGCUCUUUUGAUUAAUAAUUCAGUUUCUGCCGGAUAAUAUAUUUAGAUGUUUGCUUCUGUCAUUAAGUGAAAUUUUAAAUUAUUGUUUUGGGCUACAUAAUUGUUUUUGACGUAAUUUUUCUGAAUUGUCGUAUAUUUGAAUACUUCAGUUUCAGAAGUAAUGAGCAUUUCGAUCUCGUGACAUCAAGUUUGAUGUUUGUUUUAAAUUUGGAAUCGACAUUUAAAAAAUAAAAUAUAUAUAUUUUCUUUGGCAUCCGCUAAAGAGGCUAGUCGUUUUUUGUUCUGGGCGAGAGGUGAUUCGGCACCAGUCGCCUUGAAGAGAUUGGGUUAGAUAAAAUUUUUCCAUGAUGAAAUUAGAUUGGGUGAUUUGUUCCUAGGUGAACUGAGAUGAGGUGUUUGUCUCUUUGGUGACAAUGUACAUGUCUGCUUCGCUGGUGCAACAAGUUGAGAUUGUUGUGUUUUUGUUGAUAUGAUAUUCAAUUUUCGUCCCUUUGGGGACAUCCUAGUUCUAAAGGUUUGUCUCUCCGUAGAGCAAAGGUCGAAUGGUCUUCUACCUGGUGAAAUGAGAUGGGAUGUCUGUUCAACUGGUAAACAAUGAUUAGACGUUUGUAACUUGGAUAACUUCGUAUACGAUUUUUGUCGAAUUGGGGUCAUAAUGCACUUUUUGCUCCCAUCAGGGAACCCAUGACUGAAUGUUUGCUCAACUGGUAAAUAAAUAUUUGAUGUUUGUAUCUUGGGUGAAACCAAGCAAAAAUUGUGUGCCUCUGAUUUCGCAUUAGAUGGUUGUUUCCCUGGCGGGCAGAGAUUGGAUGUUUGUAUAACGGGUAAAAUAAGAUGACAUGCUUCGACCGUGGGUGACGUGGUGCAAGGUGACUGCUCUGUUGGCGUCGUUAAGCAUUUGGUUCUUUCCGGAGAACAAAGAACGGCCAUCGCUCUGUCCGGCGAAAUGAGAUUUGGUUUUCGUCUCUUCGGCGACAGCAGAGCAGAAUUUUGGUUGCACGCUGGAUCAGGAUUAGGGUCUUGCUCUUUCGGUGAUCCCCUAUUCAGUUGGCUCCCCCCUGGCGCGAUAUGAUUGGACAGUUUUACCUUUGGUGUAAUGAUAUUAGUUGUCUGUGUCGUCUCCGGUGAAACAAAUGUAAGCACUUUCCUUUUGGGCGCAAUGGGGUCAGUGGUUUGCUUUACUAGAGACAUUGUACACGAUCUAUUCUUGAAUACAAAAAAAAAAAAAAAAUUAAAAAAUUAAAAAUAUAAUCUGGUUUGACGUUCGUUUUAAAUAUCUCACAGCAUUUCUGAUCGAUCGGUGCAGCCCUCUUUGAGUUUUAGUGAUACCAGUCAAGAAAAUCCUCUUUCUACAGACACGAUUUUAAAUAAAUGUUUCCAGUGGCUCCAGUGACAUGUUUGCGUUUCCGGUGACGAGUAGCUUUGAUGCGUUUCAUCUGGAGGGGCCAGAGCACCGAACACGCGUGCACGUUCAUUGUUAGGGGGGAACAAAAACAAAACGGAGCUACCACAACAUCCACCCGAGGCUUCAACGUGACAGUGAUGACAUUGCUGAAAUGGGAAUAAGAAAUACAAGAUAGAUCGUGACAUCAUUUAUUCAUUUAUCAAUAGCUGUUCUAUUCAAUUCUCUUCUUGUGAGGUGCGUUGAGGACGCUUUCAUCUGCUAAGGAAAAGUAAUCUUUAAAAAAAAUAAAACAAAAUAAUAUAAAAACCCACAACCUUUAUUUCCCAAACCAUUCAUUGUUUUUUUUUUUUAAUUUUCAAGAUGUGUUUCUAAAAGCUGAAAAUAGAUCAAAUGACUCUUUGCUUACUUAGCCCCUUAUUUUUUUUCAUAAAAAUAUAUUAAAAAAAAAAAAAACAACGAUAAUUCCAAUGUAAAAGCUUAGAUUGAAUUUGACUUGAGUGCUUUUUGUUUUGGUCGUCUUUUUAGUUCUCCGUGUUUUUUUUAAAACUUCUUUGUAAAGGGAGGCUAGUCAUCAAACCCGCGGUGCCUGUAAAGGUGAGUUAAUCUCGGACUUUAAACAAAUGAAUAGACGAAUGUGAAGGUUUGGCGUAAGAUUUCUUGAUUUCCGGCAUUCCCCCCUGCUCUCUCUCUCUCUCUCUCUCUCCCCCCCCCUCCCACUUAAAAAAAACAAUAAACCCUUGCGCUAUGGACACAACUUUUAAAACGAAACCAUUUUUGUGUGUGUUCUUCUGUUAAGGUAAGGAUCAUCGCUAUAGGACGGCGCCCACCUCCAUGAAUUCACGUGUAUAAUGCCCAAGCAGAAAUUUGAGUUUAAAGAUAUCAAUAACUUCGAAAGCAGUGACGCAGACAUGCACGCGAGCAGAAGCGGAUGUUACGUCAGCUCCCUUGUUGGAUUCGUCCUGGUACUUUUGGUAGCCGCCAUCGCUGUUGGAGUGGGCAUCAUAGUUCACUUUGCCGGCGGUAACAGGGAGGUCAUAUGCAAAUGUGAGCCGGUAUCAACGGGUGACGCUACAGCCGAGGCUGUCAUGCAACAAUGCACGGACAUGGCCAGUGCAGGAAAUGAAGAAAUCUGUGAGUAAUAUACAUAUCUGUACAUCUUUAUUAAAUUAAUCCCAUAGGCUAUUUAGGAGAAUUCUAUGAACUUUUAUAUUACGAAUAUUGGAUAUGAUAGCGCAGGAAGGGAUGGGGUUAGAGGGUUGGGGUGGGGUAGCUAUUCGUGAUGGACAUUUUGGUGGUGACAUUUUCAGCCCUACUGCAAUGUGGAGAUUUAUUUUUCUAGAGAUUUCAACGGACCAAUAAAGACGCAAACCUAAUUAUAUUUUUUAUGCAUCACUAGUUUUUACUAUAUAACUGUAUUUCGACCAUGACCAUUAUAAUUAUAAUCAUCGCAUUCGUGCUAGUUCUGAAAUUGGUUGUGGGUGCGCAGAUGGCUGAUGAGACCGCGACUCUGGUACGAAAUGUUCUUGUGCAGUAAGUGCAGGGGAUUGAUGGGACAGUUCCAGGAUGCAGAAAUGUACCGCGGUCUUUUCUGGCAUGUCUGUUGUGUGCUGUAGCGCCGCUGUUCAGUUGGAUCCGUGUUUUACCAACCAGUUAUCUGUCACCCCUUUUAUUCAAAAAACAACUUGAGUAAAAAAAAAAAAAGUAGUAUAGGAGAAUUAAAAACAAACCAAACACUCACAAGCAGGUUAAACUAUCGACGGCCCAGAACAUUUACAAGUGUGGCUCAACUAAAAAAAAAGGUGACGGUCUAAAGAAACUUGGAGGGCCAUAGGUUGUUUGACUUUUAGCAAACCAUGUGUUCAUCAAGCCAUUGCCACGGCCACACCAUAGGUUGUUUGACUUUUAGCAAACCAUGUGUUCAUCAAGCCAUUGCCACGGCCACAUUGGCAAACAAUGUUCAAAUAUCUAAUAUAGUUGGAGUAUACAUAUUUCUUGUAAAGUAUCAAUGGAUGCUGCCAAAUUUCAACAGAGGGCUGAUUUUUGGAGCGAUUUCGGGGGUCAUUGCAAGUAAAUCGAUGCCACCAGCUUCAAAAUAACGCUUAUUGGGACCAAACCAAUAUGACUCAUUCAGGGACUAUUUUAAAAUGUAAUUGGUUCAUCCAUUAGCAGUUGAAAUGCCCUAGUGAAUUAAAAAAAAAAUAACUGUAAUUUUGGACUUCAAACUUGUUAAUAGACUUAUCAGUGAGGUUUUAAAUAAAAUGUUCUUGUAAAAUCCAAAGUCAACCCUUUCAGCAUUUUCCACAUAAUAUCACAAUUUUGACAAGUUUUAAAAAAAAAAUUAAUAAAUUAUGUUCUUCAAAAAUUUGCAAACUUGGAAGUUUAUCUAUGUUUUGAAAUGACGAAAGAUUUUGGUUUGAUCAUAUAUAAACUUUCCAUUACCUUGUAUUUUCCCGUUGAGAUUAUUAAGGUAUCACUGCCAGUUUUCUGAGUAAAUUGUCAGCAUCUGAUUAUUGACAGAGAUUUUGAUGAAGUGUACCGUACAACGAUCCAGAACUUUUUCUUGACUAAACCCAAAGAUUUAAAAAAAACAUUUUUUUUUUGUUUAAACAAUGAAGUACUGGUACUCACAUCUUGUCAAUAUUUUAGGGGUCGUCCAUUAUGACAUCAUGCAUCGGGGUGGGGGGGGUCACGACCUACUAUGCUGGCAUCGCAGUUUAUUGUAUGCAAAUAUACACCUGAUAGAGUUUAUAUGGAAAAUAAAUUAAUAAUAUUUGGUAUGUUGACUCCAUACGGUAUAAAACAAAUUCACAAUUAUACAUAGCUACAAUGUUGUUUUUUGUUGUUGUUUUUUUAAAUUUUUUACAUCCAUCCAUUUCCUUUCUAUUCUUCAGGGCUAUGUUGUUAUUAUUAGGGACUUUUGCCCAUUCUUAUUCUCUUCCUUCAAUUUAGGUAGCAUAAUAUAUGUAUAUAUAUAUAUAUUUAGGAAUUUGCCAAUUAUGUGAAUAUUCUAAUAGCAAAAGCGUUUGCUCAAAAAGCUUAAUGUCUUUCCCCAUUUUUUUUUUUACUUGAUCCUCGUCUGUGCCCCACCCCCACACAUCUCUAUCACAUGCUGGUAAGAGUCAUUACAAACGUGACACUCGGGGCGGUCACUCCCUUCAAUCACGAUCAGGAGGAAUCGCGAAUGUUUUGUACGAGUCACUAAAAAUGCUAGCAAAAGCUUAUUUAUAGAGUUUAACCCAUAAUUAUAACCUAAACCAUGCUCCCAAAACACUUAUGUUCCAUUUAAAAGUUUGCGUGUCGUUUACAGUGAAAGAAAGGGUUCUCCAGGCAAAUGGGGAGUACGAUGACCUACUGGUGACUGUGAAAAAACGCAAACUACAAUGGUACGGCCACGUAACAAGGAAACAAGGGCUUGCCAAAGAAAUAUUGCAGGGCACCACAAGAUGAGGGAGAAGAAGAGGAAGACAAAGAAGAAGAUGGGAGGAUAACAUCAAGGAGUGGACAGGACUAACACUGGGCGAUGUGUGCGUAGUGCAGAAGACAGAGACGAAUGGAGGAGGAUAGUUCACAUGUCAUCUGUGGCGCCCCAACGGUCCAAGGACUAAGGGACAUGAUGAUAAUGAUGAUGAUGAUGUUGCUACGUAGUUGGUAUUGUGACGCUUUCUGGGUGUGAGGUGCUCAAACUUUGAGCAAGGCAAAGCGGGAAAACCUAACGUCAAACUGAAUAUAGCACGACAUUCUUGAGAGAAAGAGUAAAUAAUGCGCAACCCCGGGAGAAACAACGCCGCCACUGCCACAGGAGAAGUUGCUGCCGUUUUUCAAAGUGCAGAUAGCGCAUCCCGAGAAAAGCGGACAUUUAUCUAAUCAUGAGUAGACUCUGUGACCCAAUGUGCUACCCCUUUCUUUUUCCGUAUGGGGAUUCAGGGUGGUCCCAGAGGCGUAGCGAGGGGGGCAGGGGGUCAAAUGUCCCAGGGCGCCAGCUAGUUAGGGGUGCCAAAAUGUGCUUUGAUAUUCUAUUAUUGGUAAAAAUAAUGGGUUUGAGAGUUGAAAAAAAGAAAAGGGGGCGCUUUAAAAUUGAUCUUGUCCCCGGGCGCGAAUCUUGUCCCCGGGCGCAAAACACCCUCGCUACGCCUCUGGGUGGAUCAAAGAUCUAAAGAAAGCUUUUGUUCAAGGGAAUGUGUCCCAGCUGCAAUGGUAUCCAAACAAUUUUUCUAUCCAUGAUGGAAACUUUAACCAGUUCCUUAAGCUGAAGACUAUAGGCCUACUAUGAAUAAUAUGAUGUUCUUGGCCGAUUUGUGGUAACACCCAAAAUUCGGACGUUAAUACAUUGCCUGGAAAGAAAGAUAUAUUGCCUUCAACCUGAACAAGGAUUCCAAGAAAUAUAACUAAAAAUUACCAUAUGGCCAUGGUCAAGAAAUAUGGCAAACCUGACUUAUUUGUAACAUUCACGUUUAAUCCUAAAUGGAAUGAAAUCAGGGAAAACUAACUUCCCGGCCAACACUCAUGCCAUCGGCCAUAUUUUAGUAGCAAGUGUUUGAGUUGAAAAUGAAAUAAUUCUUGAAGUGAAAGUAUUAAAUGUAAGUAGUUUAUCUGAAUGUGAGAUAUUGUGUAAAAGGAGAUUGAGAUUUUUUAAAUCAACAAUUACCAAUCAGCUCAAUAUAAGGCCUACUAUUUACUUAUUAUUAAUUUGUAGGCACAUUUAUUGGGAUAUCAUGGAAGCGAAUUAUUUCUAUUACGUGUCAUAAUUGCGAAAUUAAAUUAAAAUUUAUGUGUAUAGUUAUUUUAUGUUAUCCUUUAAAAAAAUGGCUCAAACAAUAGUCUUCAACUUAAAUAACUUAAAUUCAAUCCCAAUUAUAUACUUAGAAACAUUCUUUAAAUGACACCAAUUGCGUGUUCAUCUAAUAUGACGAUAUUUUUUUCAUGACAAUGACAGGGAAACUUAACACUCAACAUCUAUCAGAAUAUUUUUUAAACGAACACAAGACAAAAACUCUUUUGAAAAUGAAGUCGUAAAUAGUAUAAAGAGAAAAUUUAACAGGUGAAGCAAUCCAGUACUGCCAUUUACCUUUGGGUAUUUCUACGAUUUCUUCCCAUUUAGAUUAUUGCUGACACAUUUAUGUUCUACUUUCAUAGCGGUGCUGGGACAAAAUUAACCUCACAACUUUUCUGCCUGACACAUUUAUCAGGGAAUAAUAAUAUUGGUGAUAACCCACUAUUCACCGAGAGUGCAAACUAUAAUUAUAUCAGCUUCAUGGUGGUAAAAAGAUCAAGUAAUCAAGAUAGGCCUACAGUUGCAGAAAAAAGAAGGCACAUUCCCUUCUUGGUUUAAAUUGUUAUAUUCUCAGAUAAGAUAUACUUUUUUUUUUUCAAUUUGAAGGAGACUAGACCCAGCACUUGCAGUGAACAGAUACCACCAUGACAUGCCAAUGAUUUACCAAUUUUUAAAAUUUCUUAUAAAUGUUAACUUAAAGGAAAAGGAGCGUUUUUUAAAUGAAAAAAACUAAAAUAUGAGGAGUUGUCAGAGUAGCGUCAGUGAGCCUCAGUCAGUAGGGUAGGCCUACAGUUACAGCAUAAUCAUAAUGGCAUAUCUGACUUCUUCUAGUCUAGUUACUAUUACUGUGAAUUUGAUAUCAUUUUAUGAUGAAAAUAUCAUGUAUUUAAAAAUACUCUUAACAAAGUCAUUCAAAUCUAGGGCCAACAUUUAUUUUUUGUAACUAGUAGUACAUAAAAAAAAAAAAAGAUUAGCCCUAGAUUUUAAUUUGCAAUGUAAACUAUGUAUAUUAAAAAUAAUUAUUAAAUAAGUGGCCAAAAAUGUUAUAAAAAAAAAUAUGUUUGACACCUUUUGCGACAGGUCUGAAGUGUCCAACUUCCUCUAGUACACACAACACAAUUACGCAAACUGGUUCACCUGGCUGUGGCAAUGUAUCAACAACUGACCUUCCAUCCCCAACAUCUACUACAAGCAUCGCCGUACAAACAAGUACCCCAGCUCAAACAAGCACCCCAGCACAAACAAGCACCCCAGCAACAACACUUCCUAAAGAUGUUCGACUUCCAACAUCAGUGCUACCCAUUCACUAUGAAGUUGAGAUUCACCUCUACAUGAGUGGCUCUAAUGCUACUAACUUUAUGUUUAAGGUAACUUGAGUUGUAAUAUGAAAACAAAAUUAUUUAUCUUCUUUUAUGUAGCCCUCCUACCCUUUUUUUUAAAAAUAGUAGAAAUAUAGGUAUAUUUUAAAGUGAUAUUACUAAUCACAUUUAAAGUGAAAAGCUAAGAAACCUUUAUCAUUAUGAAUUGUUUAAUACUUUGUUACCUGCAGAAAACACAUAAAGAGUUUUUCAUUUUUCACAUAUUAAAUGUCAAUUACCAUUCAUACAUUUUCUAAUGAGCAUUCAAUAUUUUUCUUCCUGAAGGGCCAUAUCAAAAUUCAUAUAAGUUGUGUUAAUGCUACAAAUAACAUUACACUGCAUGUCAAUGUUCUUAAAGUGGAAACACAAACUAUUCGAUUCCGUGGAGAAUCUGGCACCGGGUCAGUUCCCGCAUACACAGAAACAGAGGAAGAUAAGGACAGGCAGUUUUUUAUCAUCAAGCUUGAUAGGGAUAUGGAGGUGAGAAGAUUUAUAUUUAUAAGUUGGAAGGUAGUGGUUCCAUAAGUAAACAAAAAAUGCUGCCUAUUGGUUGAUAGAACUAGAUUGCUGCUGUUAAUUGUAAGAGUGGAUAGCCAUUUAAUUUAUCAAUUAGUAAUACAGUGAUACAAUUUUAAUGAAAUAAAAAUAGAAUUUAUAAGAAAUCUUGUCCUUAGAAAAGCUGUUCUCAUCAGCUGUUACUUAUAAGAGUUUCUACUCUUAAUUUGGGUAACUAUUACACUAAAACCUAAAGUGAUAAUUAAUGAAAGACAGUUGUGUAGCUUGGCCAAUAUUUAUAUAAAGAAAAAAGUGACGACCCCUCCACCCUCAUCCUCACCUUUCUAAGGCCACCUGUGAAAUGGUAUAGAAACCAUUUCAUUCUUAUUUUAAUAUUUGAAUCUAAAUGUAUCUAUUAUAUUUUUAUACUAAUGUUUUAUCAGAAUGGUCAGUAAACUAAAAAUUAAUUUAAGAACAUGCAGAGACUAUAUUUUGUCAGCUUACCUCUAAUUUUGUAAAUGUUAUCUACUACUUGAAUUUCCUUUCAAUUUAUCUUGCAUAUUUUUAGGAUGCCAGUCUACAAACAAUCUAAAGUUCAUAAAUUUUUUUUUUAAAAUUCACAAAGGCUGGAAAAACUUAUACAUUGGAGAUGAACUACACAUCUCCUCUGCAGAGCAAAGAUCUGAAUGGAUUGUACCUCACAAGCUAUAAUAGAAAUGGACAACCAGUGUAUGGUUUUUAAUAGACUACCCCAAGUUGUCAGUCAUUAUAGUUCUAUUUGUUUACUCUUUUAUUAACAGUUUCAAAUAACUGAUUUAAAAAUUAGCAAAAGAAAUUGGAUACAUUUUUUGUAUAAUAUAAAGAUAAAUAUCAAUGUCUGAACUGAUUUUUGUAUUUAAAAAAAAAAAAGAAGAAGCUUUUUGAAAAUAGUUUAUGUUUAAAACUAAAAUUGAAAUUUUGAGAUAUACACCAGAAAAAACUUAUAUUACUAUUUGUGCAGCUCUUCAAUAAAGAGUGUUUUUGAAAUUCAUUAAUAUGUAAAACUUAAACUGCAAGAGUUUAACAUAAAAACAUAUUUGAAUUAUCUUGCUGCUAUUAAUUUUGGAGAUUUUUAAAUACAUAUGUUCGAUCUAUAUUGUAUUUGUAAAUAUCUAUAAAUUCAGGUACCUGGCAGUUACUCAGUUCCAAGCAACAGAUGCUAGGAAAGCCUUCCCAUGUUUUGAUGAACCAUCUUUCAAGGCAACGUUUGAUAUCACCCUCAUCCGUCCAGAAAAUCUGAUAUCCAUCGCCAAUAUGCCCCAGAAAGAAAACACAACUACAAUGUAAGCCAAGUUCAAGGGAGAAUGAAUAUUAUUAUUUUUUUAAAAUUAAAAACUGGCAAUAGCCUGGUCUCCUAAAGAACACUCUACACUGAUCUUUACGAGGCUGGUGUAAGAGCUCCACUUAGGGAAAAAGACUUACUAUUACUUGCACAGUAGAAAUAAAUUUAUGGAAGUUGGUUUGAUAAUGUGUUAAGAUGCAAAUAAUUCUUGCUCCCUGAUCUGCUAGCCACCCUUAGCACAUAUAAUUAUCACACAGGGCUUAUGUUUAUCAUCUCACAUCUGUCAUGCGCUCAACUCCACUGUGUUGUUUUAAAAUGAAACCCAAUAAUGUAGUAAAAAAAUAAGUAAUAAGUAACACCACAGAGUGUACCUUCAAUACUGAGAACAUUCAUUGGUACUUGUUGUAUUAUUCUUUUUCUUAUGAAAUCUGUUUCUUAUAUGUUUAUGUUGGUUUAUCAUACCAAUUUGGUUGUCAACAACUUUUUUGGUUGAGAUUUUUUUUAACUUGGGGAUUUACCUCCUCUCCAAGAAUGCCUGAUGACAAAUUACUCCAUUGGGAUUGUGUUUUUGUAUUAAACGAUUUUUUACUGGGUGCCAACAAACAUUAACUUAUAAAUUUUUAAUUUGUGUCUUCUUUGCUCAAAGAAAUGAAGAAGGAGUAACUUAUGUCAAGGAUGUUUACCAGAGAACCCCCAGGAUGUCUACAUAUCUGGUUGCAUUUGCAGUGUCUGAUUUCAAGUACACCUACAACACCACAAAAAAUGGAGUCCUGGUAAGUGCUGAGGAAAUGCUGGACAAUCAAGUGUGACAAAUGGUUAAAUUAACAGGUUUCCAACACAAAGUCUGCUCUGAAAUCCUGUUCUGUGACCUUUUUGAACAUUUUGAAAUUAUAAUUAGGAAAUAUAGAAAGGCCCUCUCCCAAUCAGAAAAACAAAAUAACACUUUUUAUAUCAUGGAAAAAAACCAAAAACAAUUAAAGCAAUUACUUAAAAAACUAUCAUAAAUAUAAAGAAAGUAAUUAAAAUAAAUUAUAAGGAAUAAUGAAACUUGUGGGAUUUACACUGUUCCACAACAUUUACAUUUAAAACUAAGUUUAUUCAUGUUAAGCAUAUAAAUCUGCUACUUUAUUUUAACACAGCAUCUUUUCUCUUUGUUUUUUUUGGUAUAUCCAUUAACAUGUUAUAAUUGCUCCAAUUUUCACUCUAAAACAAUCAUUGAACAUAGUGAGAUAUCUGCGUCUUGAAAAGUGAUUCACUUGAAAUAAUUAAAGCAUGCUGCUCUCACUUGUUUUCUUAGUACCGAGCCUGGGCCUCACCAGAGUCAGUCAACUACACAAAAUAUUCCCUGGAUGUGGGUGUGGAAAUUCUCACUUACUUUGAGGAGUUCUUUAAUAUUUCUUAUCCUCUUCCAAAACAAGGUAGGCCUUAGAACAGUGGUUCUCAACCUUUCUAGUGCCGCGACCCCUUAAUACAGUUUCUCGUGUCGUGGCGACCCCCAGCCACACAAUUAUUUUCAUUGCUACUUCAUAGCUGUAAGAAUAUAUAUUUUCAGAUGGUCUUAGGCGACCCCUGGAAAAGGGUCCCGCGACCCCCAAAAGGGUCGCGACCCACAGGUUGAGAACCGCUGCCUUAGAACAUUAAAAUAAUUAAACAAGGUAUGUUGAAGCUUGAAUCAAAAGAGAGGACAAUAAAAUAUGAACGUUUCGGCUUAGAGCCAUCUUCAGCGAACAGGACAAAUAGAAGUACGGCUUUAAACAGAGCACAGUAAAAACUUUUGAGAUCUUCUUCAUUCAUUCUUUAGAACAUUAAGAGCUGGAAAUGUAUUAAAAUGAAACCAAAAGAAAAAACCUUUAGAUUUAUAAAUAUGGUUAAAUUUAGCAAUUGUGUUUUUUUUAAAAAGACCUUUCUGAUUUAAAAACAAGCUUAAAUUAUUUCUACAGACAUGAUUGCUAUCCCAGAUUUCUCCUCUGGAGCCAUGGAAAAUUGGGGUCUUAUAACAUACAGGUAAUUCAUAAUAUUGCUUGUUAUAAGGGCAUAAGAGAGACACAAAUUUAUUUUUAAAAUCCAUCUAUUUCUAUGGCAUGUUUUCCAAUUGUUGAUAAAACUUUUAGUUUUCCAAAAUAGAUACUUAGAACAUGGUUUAUAAUGGAUUAAAAUAAAAAAGUUGAAGAAAAAAAUCCCCUAAUAAUGUCAUGAUUUUAUUAGGAACCAAUUUUCCAAUAAUAAUUGUUGCCUAUGUCUUACUUAAGAAGAUUUCAAUAUUAUCAAACCCCUGCAAUAGUUAUAUUUACUAAACGGGCAGUUUGUCUGGCUCCGAGUUGCCCAGGGGAUCAGCGCUACUCUAGGGUAUACCUUCGUCCUUCCGUCCACUCUGGAUGAUGACAAGCAAUAAAACAUUAGUUUGCAAAAAACACAGUUCCUUAUUUACACGAUCCUAUCAGCCACACAGGAACUACAAGUUCACAAAACAUCCAGUAAAAUCCUCACUGCUCUGACACUAACACUACUGUGGACACUGCCACUGACAAACGAGCUCUUGCACUAUGGCAGUAAGACACUUGAGAAAUCUCAACCUCACUGCACUCUAACGAUAACUUAACAUAGUGACUCCCACCCUGUGUACACAUCACUUGUUUGUUGACCUUGCAAUACCUGACCAAUCAGAAGUGGCCCUCACAAAACUAUUCCCCAACUUAUGAUCAGCAGAACUUAGCAUACACCACCCGACCAUCCUCACAGACCAGUUCAUAAAAUUAUGUUGUUACUAAAACAAAGCUAAUCCCUAACAAUAUUAUGAUGAUACAAUUAAAAUUUCCCCUGAUAAUUUAAUGCUGUUUUUUUAAGAACAAUUUCAGCUGAUUUUUAAUGUCAUCACUAUGAACUAUUUUACCCAAUUAUUUUAUGAAUCAUUUUAUCUGAAAAUUUCAUGUUAAUACAAACAAUUUUUUAGCUAAUAAUUUUAUGACCUUAAUAUGAAUAACUUUUCCUUUAUGUCAUGAUCAUCCUGAGAACAAGUCCACCUUUUGUAGUUAGCUAUCACAAUCAUUGUUUGCUUCCAAAAAAAAAAAAAAGGGAGACCUCAAUGUUAUACCAAGAAGGUGUCAGCAGUGAAGCUAACAAAGAGAGAGUCGCUGUUAUUGUGUCACAUGAACUUGCCCACCAGGUAUUGAUAAGCUGACAAUUGCAGGGCAAAGUUUAUUAAUACAAAUUACAGAUUUGAUGUCUGAUGAGUUGUUAAAUAUACUCUUGUGAUGUUCGAGGAAUUAUGGCAAGGAAAAUAAAAAUUGUAGGAUGCAGAAAAAGGCAUAACUACUUCAUUUGUGUUGAUGAUAUGGUUAUUAAAUAGUUUUUAAAUCAAGGAUUUAACAAAAAUAUAUAUAUCGUGAGAAUGGAAGUAACAUAUCUAAUUAAAGAUUGAAAUUGACUUUUUUUUAAACUGGUGAUUGUUUAUUAAUAGCCUUAUAUUAAUAGACUUAAGAUAAAAUAAGACUCUUUUAUUGAUCAAAAUAAAUGGAAAUUUGUUACAUUACAGUGUACAUUUUCAUUGUCUGCUCUACAAAUAAAUGUGCAGAAAGAUUACAUUCUAAUUAAGGGAAAAAUUUUAAACCCUUAUGAUAAGCUAUCUCCGCCAUUAAAUGCACUAAAUCAACUCAUCAUAGAAAUGUCUUUAACAUUGCUCCAAUAUCUGUUUGCAGACGUUAGCAAAAAGCUCAAAACAUUUCCUGUUUUUUUCUCUAUUUUGAAAAAAAAAAAAGCUUUUUAAAAAAUAAAAUAUUUUUUACACUUCCUGUCCUUGUCCUCAGUGGUUUGGGAAUCUUGUCAGUCCUGCUUGGUGGGAUGACCUUUGGCUCAAUGAAGGUUUUGCAUCAUUUGUGGAGUUUUUGGGUGUCGACUUUGUGCAUCCAGAAUGGAAUAUGGUUAGUAGGGCAAAAUCUUCAGAUGAUCUUAGAUGAUCUUUGUGCUUAGUUUAUUAGGAUUGCCACUAUUUUGCAGAUUUCGCAAUAAUUUAAAGUUAUUUUUAUGUGAUUAAAAAAUAAAAAUAACAUUGCUCAGUUAUUUGAUAGGAUUUAAUAGCAGUUUUGCUUUUAGUGGCUGGGAUAGGCCUAUAUGUUUUUGAAAGAAUAAAAAGCAAUAAAUGCUUACUAUAUGUCUUGGGCUACUAAUGGUUCCUGAGAUUUAUUGUAAAAAAAAAUACACAACUAUCUGCUACCCUUUAACUACACAAAUAAAGGGAGUUAAUAAUAUUCUUGUUAUGAAGCGUUUUGAGCCUCACAGAACUUACCACAAAUUAAUCAUAAUUGUUCUUGGUAAUUAUUCUCAAGCCUUAAUAUUUAGAAAUUACAAGAAAUAAUUUAUUGUUCUUAUUUUGUUUUCCAGUUUGACAAGUUUGUCAUUGACCAGCUUCAGAAUGCCCUGUCUUAUGACGGCCUGAUUUCUUCUCACCCACUGUACGUUCCUGUUUCUCAUCCUGAUGAAAUUAAUGAAAUCUUUGACACCAUAUCCUAUGCCAAGGUUAGUUUUGGGGAUAGCGAUAAACUCUCAUAAAAUCUGGAUGGACUGUGCUAGACCUUACUGUUUAAUGGGGAGAUAAGCAGUGGAGGGGCAAAAUAGUAAUCCGCCUUUUUUUUUUCCAGCAGAAAAAUAAUCAGAACGUUCAAGAACUCUUAUCCGAUAAUGAGUGGGUAGCUAGGCUGUCAUACGUGCAGACAUUUUUUGCUUUUAAAUGAACUAAACUUAUCCUUGCAAUAACAACUAAAGGACUACGAGUUAAAAUGGAUGCUUUUGAAAAGAAAAUAUUACUGGCGCAACAGAGGCUGGCUGAAGAAUAUCUGCAAAUGUUUUCAAAUUUAUUUUGAUGAAUAUAUAAGAGAAACGAGGUCAGCCUGCUAGUGUUAACUAAUGUUCAACAGAACUUGCAUUCACUGACAGAAUCUUUUGGUCGUGAUUACCUUGAUGAAAGAAGAUCCCAGACCUGGUUAUAUGUGAAUAAUAGAGUCACCUGAAUCAAACCUUGAAGAUGGUAAUUAAGGCAUUAAUUGAAAAUAAAGACUCAUCAAUCUCUCAUCCGACAGCAUUCUCAAUGUUAAAUUCCAGGCAUCCUGAUCAAUUCCUCAAUUGUUUACUCUUCAUAAAUUGUGAAGACCCAUUGAUGAGUGGAAAAGCAAUUAAAAUUUUGAUUCAAUUUACAGCAACGUAUUUGUGCAAAAAGAUAUUUUCAUCUGUCACAGAAAUUAAAACUCACCACUGGUAUAGGCUUGAAAGAAAUAUGUCACUCUGUCUUGCAGUAAUGUCAGUGGAGGAGAAAACUCCAUUAACUUCUUUCAAACAAGCUGGAACAAAUAUCAAAACUUAAACGUAUAAUGCCGUAUUUAUUGGCGUAUAACACGCCCCCGCGUAUAACACGCACCUCAAUUUAAGAAGGAAAUUUCAGGAAAAAAAACUAAACUUUAUAUGGGCAUAUAACACGCACACAUGAUUUGCCCUCUAUUUUCGGGGAGAAAAAGUGCAUAUUAUACGCCAAUAAAUACGGUACUUUAAAUAAGCUUCAAUUAUUUCGUAAUAAUGAAACUUACAUUAAUAAUUUUGAUACAAUAAAUUAAACAACUUUUAAAAAUUUUGUUAUAAUUAAAUAAGCAUUCAUAAUUUUUUAAAUUGAACAGCCGCAUUUCAUAAUAAUAAUGGAAUUUUCUGAUCAUUAACUUUCAAAUUUAUUUAUCUUUUAAAAAUUCACAUUAGUGCUCUGCAGGAUAAAAAAAAUGAAUUUAGUGUUCCGUGAGGUCGGAGACCACCGCUUUAAAGAAAGCAAGUGGCUAAAAUAGCAAAUGCCCAAGAACAUCUUGUUUUUGUCUUACGCUACUACUUUCCUAUUAUUUCAUAGUCUUUCUGCUACAUAAUAUUUACUGUAUUAAUAUGGCGAGAGAAUGUUGUGUUUCCUGUGUGGAAAUGGCUUCUGAUUUCCCCAUGUUUUAUUUUCUAGGGAGCUUCAGUGGUAAGAAUGUUAAGACACUUCCUGGGAUAUGACACGUUCAAGAAAGGAAUGACAGUAAGAUUCACUUAUACUUCCUUAACUUGCUUAGAUUAUGCACACAUUUUAUAUGUGAAAUCUGAAAGAUCAUGUUAAACAGGAAAGAAAAAAAUAAAUCGUCCUGAUCAAAUAUAUGUAGAUAAAGGGAAAAAAACCCCAUUCAAAUGGCAAUUAACCCAUUGCUCCAGGCCAGGUUGUGCUUGCCAGAGCAACAUGGAGAAUUCAGAGGUACUAACAAUGUGUCAUAGAUUUGAAUUUAUGAUAAUUUGAUACCAUAUAUUGUUAUGCACAAAACUUUGCCAAACUUUAGGAAUCGCUUAAACCAUAAUUUUUAAAAUAUUUUUUUCAUCAUCAAGAUUUGCUAACUUGAAAACUAUGAUUAAAACAAAAGAUAUGGCUGCAAUAUUUAAUAACAUCUCAAUCAGAUAAUACUUUCAAUAAUGAUAUGGCUGCAAUAUUUAAUAACAUUAUUAACAUCUCAAUCAGAUAAUACUUCCAAUAACGAUAUGCUGCAAUAUUUCAUAACAUCUCAAUCAGAUAAUACUUCCAAUAACGAUAUUGCUGAACUAUUUAAUAACUUCUCAAUCAGAUAAUACUUCCAAUAAUGAUAUGGCUGCAAUAUUUCAUAACAUCUCAAUCAGAUCAUACUUCCAAUAACGAUAUGGCAUAAACUUUAAAAGAAAAUAUCAUUCAUGUAAGUAUUAUUGAUCUUUCACUGAGCUAAGGCAUAGUCCAGCAGGAAUUGGGCAUCACAAUCCACUGGGGGGCUAGAGCUCUUUUUUUGAGUAAGGACCAAAGACUGUUGCUUUGAAAAAAAUGUUUAAUUUCUCCCAAAUGUUUAUCUUUCUUGUUUUAUUUUUAAAACUGAAAUCUUUGUUAAAAUCUAGUUCCAACCUUGUUUCAGAGAUAUCUAAAAGGAUUAGAGUAUGGUGCAGCUUUUCAUGAUGACCUUUGGAAUGCUCUGAAUCAGGUACAUUUGUAUAUUGUUUCUUUCUUAUAAAAAUAUAAAUAAGAAAUAUUCUGGAAGUAAAUUUUCAUGCUCUACAGCUAAAAAUAUAAUUUUAAAACGUACAGUCAGUUAGGUCAUACAUGAGUUAACUUUGAUUAACAAUAAAUUGAUUUAGCAUGGACUAAAUUUCAUACUAAAUAAGAGAGUGAAUAAAUUAUAUAAGCGUAACUGCAAAUUGUAAAUAAAUUUUAAAAAUCUAGUAUUAUACUUGAUUUUCCUUAAAUAAUGUAAGCUGAAAGAAUUGAUCGAAGUUGCCAAGUAUUCUUUGAAAUCCUAGCAAGCACGAGAGGAUGGAAAGAACAUCCAGGUGAAGGCCAUCAUGGACACUUGGACACUUCAGAUGAACUUUCCCUUGGUAACUGUGACAAGAUUAUUCUCUAGUGCGGACACUGUCGUUGUAUCUCAGGAGAGAUAUCUGGAGGAUCGGGAUGCACCUGAGCUGGGACAGUUUGUGUCUCCGUUCAAGUAUGUUUCCAUACAACAGGAAUAUAUGUUGGGAAUAAAUCUUUAGCACAUAAAUGUAUGUUGGGAAUAAAUCUUUAGCACAUAAAUAUAUGUUGGCUAUAUUUCUUUCCUUCCUGAAGAAUGAACAUUAUUUAUUAAUAAAUUGAAUUUGAUAAUUCUAGUUUUGAAACAAACUAUUGUAGGAAAAUUAUGAAUACAGUUUUAAGUGAUAAAAUAAUGAUUCUUUUAUGAAAUAAUCAUAAAAUGAUACUUGGUAGAGAUUGUGCUUGUCCAGCUGUAUCAUUGUUUGUAUUGUUCACUUUUAUGUAGAAACAUUUCACAGCAAAAAAUUAAUUUAUUCACAAAUUCCUCACUAUAGAGAGUAAAUACUAUUUAAUUUAUUCAUCUAUCUAAGUGUUGGUAUAUUAUGAACCAUACAUAAUAGUAAUUAAAGAGGGUUACAACAAAAUUAAGCGUUAAAGUCUUAGAUAUCUUAUGUGUCUUUCAAUCCACAACUAAAAGUUAAAAAUAUUUUUUGAUAUCAUUAAUAUAAACCUUAUCUUGCAGCCAUGUGCGGUAAAAAUAUCUUUUAAGGAAUUAUAUUUUAUCACAACUUAAAACACAGCCUAAUAAUUGUGUAUCAUCUUGACUUGUGUUUACAAUCCACAGCUACACAUGGACCAUUCCAAUUACAUUCACCACCAGCAACAACCCAAUCUUCAAUCAGACGGACAGAGAUGUUCAAUGGCUGACUAGAUUUGAGAGAUUCAGUAAGUCAUUAUAAACCUGACUUGUCCAAAUACCUUUAGGGCUGCUAACUGUGACCAUGAAAAAGAAUUUUCUCAAAAGUUAAAAAUGGAGGUUACAACCAAAUUUCAAAACAAAAGUAGAUUUCACACAAUUCUUAGAGUAUUCAAUUUAAAUUUAGAAACAACCUGGUUUGUCAUUGAAAUUCUAUUUUAUUUAUGCAAUACUCUACUUCAACUUUGAUGCAAUUAGAAACAAAGGUUCAACCAUUUUCAAAGAAAAUAUUUAUAUAAAAAUGGCAAGGCCUUAGAAAAACUAUAAGAAAGUUUUUUUCUGUACAAGCCUUAUAAAAUAAAUCAUAUAGUAUGAGGUUUAGAAAUGAGUGUAUCAUAUUGGUUGAUGGUAACACUAUCUCACUGCUGUCUCAACCAGGGACUUUGACACUAGGAGUUGGAAAUUUUCCAAUUUACAAUAAGACCAACAACACAUUUGAUCCCACCGCAACGGAGACCGACUGGAUCCUUGCUAAUAUUGAACAGAAUGGAUAUUACAGAGUCAACUAUCAGUUGUCCAAUUGGAGGGCACUAGCCCUUCAGCUCAAGGCUGACCACCAGGUGAAUUAUGUGCUCUUCCUGGUUAUAUUUUCAGUAAUAAGACAGACAAGCAAUGAAGUUUAAUGGUGUUUAUUUUAAAUUAGUUAACACUGUAAAUAAAUGUAAAGUAAAAUUUUAACAAAUUGUUUAUUGCAUAGAUAUUUUUUUGCAGAGGUUCAGGACGCUACUAAUGACCUGUAGUUAAAACUGAAAAAAAUCAUAUUUUUUUGAUAAUUGAAAAAAGAAACAGGCUCAUUUGCCACUGACUUACUUAAUGCCAUUAACUCUUUGACUCCCUUGAGCUGCCUGAACUGGCUCACUGAUUUUCAAUUUCUGUCCCAUAAGCCGACUUCUACGGCUCGCGAUUUAAUAAUAAUUUUGUAAAAAGAUGAAAGGGAUUGGUUUCACCUUGCUGUGUUUGUUGAGCCCAUUUGCUUGUGAUUCCAUAAGCUGUUUCAUGUUUACAGCUAAUUUAAUUUAUUUUGUAUAGAAUUUUUUAGUGUUUGUUUUCUGAUUGAGCCAAGCGGCUCAGGCUCAAGGAACAUGCCCCUAUUAGAGAUUUACUACUGGUGAAGCUCUAGAAUUAAUUCAGAUAUUGCAUUGAUAAAAGAAAUAAUUAGUUUUACACCUUAGGCCUCUGAAUAAGAAAAAUGUCAACAACCAUAUGUUGAAAGUUGGUGAACUAAUGUAUUAUCCGGGACCUUCAGGAAAAGGGGCAUUGCCUUGAGAUAAAGGUUGAACACAUGCAAGCACAUGCUAGAUGAUUAAUUAUACAAUUUUUAUAAAACUGCCAAACUUGAACUAUUUACUGAUUUUGAGACUGGCACUAUCACUAGUGGUAAGGUUAUAAUGGAACAAGGUAUGUGGAAGCUUGAAAUAUAAAGACAGGACAAUAAAUGAAGAAUGUUUCGGAAAGCUCUUAUCAAAGUGAUUUCAUAGAAAAGUACAUUCAAUUUCAUUUCCAUUUAUAUCCAUCACUUGGGGCCUAUCUCUUAUAUUAAUCUCAGGAUUUAAGUGAUUACAGUGGUCUAGUUUUCAUUCUUUAUCUGAAAGUGCUUGGUAAAACAGUGGAAAUAACACCCCCUCCACCCUCCCCUUUCCAGGAGUCAAAGAUUUCAAAUAAAAUAAGGAAUAUUUAAAAUUGUACAUUUAUUUGUGUACAAAUUACAAUUAACCAAGGCCAGGCCUAUAUUCAAUCUUAAAUUAAAAACAUCAAAACACAUUUUAAACAUUUUUUUGCCCGUUUAAAAAAAAAAAGUAAAGUUUUAAAUAAAAUGAAAAAGAUGUCAUCGUUGAUUAACUUAAUAAUCAAGUUUUCAAGACUUGAGGUAACAGGGAAUUAGAUGGGAUUUUGAUUAUCAAAUACAUGUCAUCACUCUUAUAAUGGAGAACUAUUUUCUUUAUCGCAAACAGGUGAUACCAGUAAUCAACAGAGCACAGCUUAUCAAUGACGUUUGGAACCUUGCCAAGUGAGGGAAUAUUAAUAGGCCCUCUAUAAUCUUACACCCAUGUCAUAUGAACCUUUUCAUGUGGCAGAAAAUGGUCAAUAGAAGCUGUUCACACAAAAACUGCACGGUUAUUUAUACAAUUAUUUAAACAUAUAGUGAGCAUUGCUUAUAAAAGUCAAUGCCACCUCUUUUAAAAAGAAAAAGUUCACCAUAGUAAUCCCUAAUAUAGGCUACAUUUGUACAUGAUUAAUAAGUUUAUAGAUUGGCCUAAUAAAAUACAUUUUUAAGUCAUUUUCUUUACAUUACAAAAAAUGUCCCUAUUUCAAAUGCACUAAAAAAAUAAUUAAAUGCAGUAAACUACAAUGUUAAACUAUUAUGUCUCACUUUGAUGACUUAAUAUGUCAAUUAUACAAAUAUAAAAUUAUAAAUUUAUUAUUGAUUUAUUAAUUGUGUCAAGUAUCUUUUAGUUUACUUGAUAAUUAUUUAUUAGUAAUCAUUAGUAAAUAUUUAAAAUUGUAAGUACAUACCUAUUGGAACUUGUAAAGGGAGUAUACACCAAAGUUUGAUAGGGGAAAAACUUCUUCUGACAUUUAAUUCCUUUAGUAUUGUGUAAAAUUUCAGUUAACCCGAAAGUGUAAUGAUUUUUAAAUACAAAUAUUCUUUCUAUCAAAAAUGAUUAUUUAAGCUUAAUACUACUUCAGGCGUAAUACUACUUCAUGCUUAAUACAACUUCAAGCAUAAUACUACUUCAAGCUUAAUACUACUUGAAGCUUAAAAAAAUAUAAUAAAAAAUUCUGUAAACCAAAAUAGUCAGGUCUUGUGGUUUCAACAUGAAUAACAUUACAGGGCCAAUUAUCUUGGACUUGAGACAGCUUUUAUGAUGAUCGACUACCUUGACAGUGAACGUGAGUAUGUCCCAUGGGCUGCUGCACGCCGUGAGCUGGCGUAUGUUACCAGGAUGUUGUCAAAUAGUAGAAUAAAUGAGACCUUCCAGGUGAGGACAUUUAUGCCUAUCAUCAAAACUUGUUGUGCAAGUGGUAUAUUUUCUAUCUGUUUUCUUACUUUUUUAAAUUUCAUUUUAUUUUAUUAUCUUAUUUUUUUUAAUUUCCAGCCACAUAAUCUUGUUACUGUAGAAUUAAAAAAAACAUGAAAAAUUUCAUACCCGCGCUAUCAGAUCUACUUUUUUAAAAUAAUGAGCGAUAGAAAAAAAACAACCUGACAAUGUUGAAACUUCUAUAUUACAGAAAUUCAUGCAGAGCAAAGUCAAUGAGUCCUACAAUUACUUUGGAUUAAACAACACUGGAGCCAGCCAUAAUGAUGUGUGAGUUUCCCGAUCAGCUCAUGUAUAACACAAACAGACUGUAACAAUAUUAUUGGCCCCUAUCUUCACAUCUUCUGACAGAUUUAAAUGACAAGUGGGUUGGUGGCUUUCCAAUUCAUCUUCAUCUUUGCAGUUACAAAAAAACAACAAAAAAACAACAACAAAAAAAACAACAAACAAAACAACAAAACAAACCAAAAAACUGGCCAUCUUCAUGAAACUUUGAUGUAGUUUUUGUUGUAGGCCUGCAGGGUGCCAUCUGGAAUGAUACAUGAGAUUGAGAAGAAACUGAGAAAAAAAUAUAUCAAGUGUCUAGGGAGCAAUUUGGGGCAGGUGGUAGUUGUGGGUUGUACUCAUUUACUGUGGGAAUUAUCCCAAUGGGGACUGGGCCAUCUUUCUAUUUUUUAAAAAAAAAUUAUCUCCCUGUUUGAUGCAGAGGAAUUUCCUUGUUAAUUUACCUUAUCUGCCUCUCUUAAACUCAACACAAGCUCAAGUCCUACAACCAUGAUAUAAACAUUGUAAUAAAUGGUGACAGUACUAUAACUAAGAAUUUUAAUAGGGUCGGACUGCUAUAAUACCUUAGAUAGAUUAAGAAGAUACCCUACAAACCAUUUGUGUAAGUAAAACAUUAGAGUUAAGCUUUAAUUAUGGGAUACGAUUUAUUCCUUUAAUUAAAAGUGCAGCCAUACUACACUGUUUUAUUUAAAAGAUAAAUAAAUGUUUUGCUUUUAAAUGCAGCCAAUAACUGCCAUUCAUUUAGAGAUACCAAAAGCAUACAGUCCUCUUGAUUCGUCCUUCCGUCACUGGUCCUCAUUAUUAAUGUCCAAACAUCUCGAGCAGUGUGAGAGUUACGUGUCAUGUUUAUGUAAACAUUGCCACCUUUACAGGUCAGCUCGUGGACUUUUUGCCAGUGAGGCUUGCAAGUAUGAUAUCCAAGCCUGCAUGGACACAGCCCGCACACAGUUCCAGCAGUGGAUGAAUAAUCCCAGUAAUAAUCCGUAGGUGUCUUGAAGUUUCUUAAUUUUUAACACUUUACCCUGGUGGCUCGCAGCUGAUGUCGUUCAUAUUAGUGCAAUAAGUAGCCAGGUGCAAUAAGUAACCAGGGCUGGCUUUUCACUUGGCACGCAGUGUUUGAAAAAUUACUUCAAUAAUGUCUUCAAAAUUGUCAUGGGUUCAAAAUUUUAAGUUUAUCAGAAUAUUUUUGUAUUUUUCUGUUCCCAAACGCUUAUGUUUUUAAUUAAAUGCAGAAAAUGUAUAUGUAUAAAAAUGUACCAAAAAAUGAAUUUCCAUGUUUUGGAUCAAUAAAAAGAAUCUUAAUCAUAAAUGAGACAGGAAAAAAUUGCAAGCUCAAAGUCAUAACAAUUUGGAAUGCUAUAUUAUUGAUUCUUAUUAUAAACUACCCUUACCCUGCAAAACAAGGAUGGUAGCAAAACAUGAAUUUCCCAAUCUACUAAAGUUAUGUCACAAAAUACGCAUUCAAGGAACACACUUUAUAAGAUUCCUACUUAGUGCUACUUCCCCACUCCCCUGAACUUUAUUCAUUUUCUAUUGUCCCACCCCGUUUACACCUGCAGAUUUAUAACACCCAACUAUUUCCAUGAAACAAAAGAAAAGCACUCUUGCUGUCUUGUGUCAAACCGUAUUGCUCUAACGCUAACCAUUUUACAUGUAACUUAUGUCACAGUAGAGACAAAGAGAAACACUGCAUUUCGUAUUACAGUAUCUGAAAAUGCUCAUUAGAUAUAAAAAAAAUGAACCGUUUCAGUUUAACUUCACCUCAUUUGCAUUGCAGUGCUGUAGAAGUAUCUUUUUUUUGCACCACAGAAUCUCCAGAUAGUAAGAGUUUUUAGACACAAUGUCAGAUCACCCCUUCCAUUAUUCAUCAAUGUCAUAGUUCAUCGUCAUAAUCAUCCUCUCAAAUCCAGCAACCACUGGGGGUGGUGCCCUAUAGCCCCAAUCCAGCAACCUACGGGGGUAGUGCCCUAUAGCCCCAAUCCAGCAACCUACGGCGGUAGUGCCCUAUAGCCCCAAUCCAGCAACCACCAGGGGUAGUGCCCUAUAGCCCCAAUCCAGCAACCACCUGGGGUAGUGCCCUAUAGCCCCAAUCCAGCACCACCUGGGGUAGUGUUUUAUAGCCCCAAUCCAGCAACCACCGGGGGUAGUGCCCUAUAGCCCCAAUCCAGCAACCACCUGGGUUAGUGCCCUAUAGCCCCAAUCCAGCAACCACCAGGGGUAGUGCCAUAUAGCCCCAAUCCAGCAACCUACGGGGGUAGUGCCCUAUAGCCCCAAUCCAGCAACCACCUGGGGUAGUGCCCUUAAGCCCCAAUCCAGCAACCACCUGGGCUAGUGCCCUUUUGCCUACUUACCGUUAGUCUAGUGCCCUUUGGUCUAUCACUUAGGUCAAGCCAGUUAAGUUUAUCUACCCUUUGGCCAUUUAAUUAAAAAAAAUUGGUUUUGAUUUUUCAUUAAUAUAUUUUCAACUUUAUCUUUUUAAAACUGACAAAUCAAUUUCAGGAUUGACCCCAACCUCAGAGGAACAGUUUACUGCUACGGCAUAGCAGCUGGCGGGGAUACAGAAUGGAACUUUGGGUUAGAGGUUAGUGACAUUUGUUUCUCCCUCAAGUCCAUGGGAUUGUUUGUUGUUAUGUUGUUCCUUAAGGCACACUUUAAGCUGAUUGUUUAGGACAGUGGUUCUCAACCUUCCUAAUGCAGCGACCCUGUAAUACAGUUCCUCAUGUUGUGGUGACCCCCAGCCACAAAAUUAUUUUCGUUGCUACUUCAUUACUGUAGAGCAUAUGUGUUUCAGAUGGGAAAGGGUCUUGAGAACCCCCAAAGGGGUCGCGACCCACAGGUUGAGAACCGCUGGUUUAGGAUAUACAUUUUUUUGUGAGAAAAAAAAAAGAUAGUGCUUUGAUAAUACUAUAAGAAACUCAUACAAUAUCAACUCUUUUAUUAUUUCUAUAACAAGUUGCUCAUUAAUUAAAUAACAGCUGUUCACUAUUUCUAUAACAAAUUGUUCACUAAAAACCAGUGGUUUUGUUACCUUAGUUUACCUUGCAUUACACUAUAACUAAUUACUAAAAUUCUUCAACACAUCUCAUGUAUGUAUCUAGGAAAUAUUGUCACUGUCUGUAAUGAUAAGCCUCAAGGUGAAUAGACAUUUUAAUAUUAUACUAGUGCAUGAUAUUAUGUGUUCCCCAUUAUUUUAAUACAAUGUGUCCAUUGCUUAUCUCCAGAUGUACAGAACCAUUGAGUCAGCAUCAGAAAAGUCCAACCUUCUCAAUGCGUUGUCAUGUUCUAAGAGCCCAGAGACACUGAACAAGUAUGAGUUUAAUAUUUUACUCACAACCUGUUUCACCCUGUUUCAAAACACAUUUUUAGAAGGUGCAUUUUAUAGCAAUUAUUUGGUCACCUAGUCACAUUUGUUUUUCACUCAAUCUACUGAGUCACACGCAUGCUGACAACAACUGCUACCAAAUCAGGAUUGUAUUUCUAAGGUUUGAUCAAUUUUAAGUAAUUUCAAGUUCAGAUAGUUGCAGCAUGGUAAAUGGAAAUCCUAGUUGUCUGUGAUGAAGAGUGUGAAAUGUAUCAUCCAUGGAAUUUCACCCUGCCAAGUGCCAGACACUAUCAGUCUCUAGAAGUUGUACUCCUCUAUACUACCAAGUUUCCUCCGUAAAGUACCUGGGUGUUACCAUUCAAAGAGACGUCCGCUGGGACGAGCAUAUUAACAAUGUAUGUAACCAAUCAAACAAGGCCCUAGGGUUCUUAAGGCGAAAUCUAAAGAUUGGCGACUCCUGUGUGAAAGAAAGAGCAUAUAAAGCCUUUAUCCGUCCGAUUUUAGAUUAUGCAUCUGCAGUCUGGGACCCAUUUACCCAGAAGAGCAUUGACAGGUUGGAGGCGGUCCAGCGAUGAGCCGCACGCUUUGUCCUGCACCGCUACAGGAAUACCUCUAGCAUGCUGGAAACACUAGGCUGGUCACCAUUGGAGAAACGACGACGACAAUCCAGGCUCUCCAUGAUGUGCAAGAUAAAUAAUGGGCUUGUCCACUGUUCCGGCAUUAAACAGAAACUCGUCCCUCUCCCCCAUAGACAGCGACGAGGCCAUGACAGGCAAUUCAGGCUCAUACUCAUACCAGCAAGAAGCCAGUAUAGGAGCUGCUCAUUCGUGCCCAAGACAAUCAGGGACUGGAACAAUCUUUCAAAAGGAACAGUUGAGGCGACAACACUAGACACAUUUGUGUCUAUUGGCUCAAGCCUUCAAACGCCUAGUGCAUGAUUUGCUCACAAAGUGGCACUGGAAAUCUGUGAAAUUUCCUCAUCAACACCAGGAACAGAAACAUUGCAAAUCUCAUCUACAUGCAUAGGAGCCAAAAUGAUCAAUAAAUUGAUCGUGGGCCCUUAAGAUAUAGAAGAAGAAGAAAUAACAUUUUGGUGUAUUAAAUUAACAUAUAGGUGUAUUGAAAAUAACAUGUAAGUAUAAUGAAAUAGCAUGUGGGUAGGUAUAUACGAAAGAUGCUUUUAUUGAUCCAAAUAAAUGGAAAUGAUUUUUUGAUUAAAUUGUACAUAUUUAUUUUCAACGCAUAAAUAAAUACAUAUUUUAACCAACAUUUUACAAUUAGAAAAAUUUAAAGUCAAGACAUCUAAAUUAUUUCUCUAGCGCAAAAUUCAGCAUCAUGUACUAGAAUGAAAAAAACUUUCUUAAUGACAAUGACUUAAAUUAAUGACCAUUUACGUAUUGUAACCACUGGGGGGGGAGCACUCUGGUAAAUUCGUACAGGCUAACGUUAAGGGAAAGAAUUCCAGCUAAUCCUAGUUGUCUGUGAUGAAGAGUGUGAAAUGUAUCAUCCAAAUGUUUUUUUUUAGUUUUACUCAUGGGUAGGUAUAUUGAAACCGAGCAAUUUGGUAAGGUAACUUUAAAAUACAACAAAAAAAAUUGAAAAGUAUAAAGAAUAUAAUGCGCUGGGUAGAUAGGUAUAUGCCAGGGCCCAAAAGACUAGACCAAAUAAUAUGCAUAUGGCAGAAAGUUAAAACACAAAAUAGGUAGAUUCCACCCACAGGGUACUGUUUAGGUUAAAAUUUUAAAAAAUGACCAAAUAUAAAGACUAUAACAUGCUGGGUAGAUGAGGAGAAUACCAAUGCCCAAUAGGCUAAACCAAAUAGUAUGCGUAUCCCAGAAAUUUAAAACCCAAAAUGGGUGGAUCCAUGGGAUACAGUGAAAGUUAAAAUUUAAAAAAAAACAAAGGCUAUAGAGAAAAGACUAAGACUACUGUGUAUAUAAAAUAGCUCUAACGCCAAUCAUUAACUCUUAUGCCAACCAUUUAGCUCAAACGCCAACUAUAUAGCUCUAACGCCAAUCAUUUUACAUGUAAUUUAUGUCACAGUAGAGACAAAGAGAAACACUGCAUUCAUAUUGGAAGUAAAUUUACUUUGAAUUAAACCAGCACCAUGUCCAUAUUCCAGUUACAUGGCGCUUAUCUUAACCAAUGACCCACCAAUCAGGAGACAGGAUGCUCUUAGCGUGAUCAGGUUUGUUGCAUCCAAUACUGUUGGUCGCUUGUUGGCCUGGGACUUUUUCACAACAAAUUUCAUGGAGAUUAAAACAAGGUCAGUCACUUACAAAUAUUUCAUACAUUCAUUGCUGAGGAAUUCCUUCGGUAAAACUUUGUUUACCUAAAUGUGCUAGAAGCUAUUGUUUAUUUUAAAAGAAGGAAACUCAUGUGAAAACAUUCACUUAAAUAUUGAUAUAAUUAUUUUUUUUAUAAUUUUGUAAUACUUUCUCUUUUUUUUUUAGUGCCACACCCAAAAUAAUAAUAAUUUUUAAACCUAUUCACAUUAUAAAAUUAUAUGAAAGCCCCUUCAAUCCCCCCCCCCCUCCUUUUUUUUCGAUUAAAGCAUUGGUUUUAGUAGGUCAAGAAGAAAAACAAGUCACAAAAACAAAAGAUUACAGGUUGUGUUUGUGAAUUUGUACUCAUGCAAUGACAAGCCAUUUAAUUUUUCUCCUAAAAGGUAUGAAAGUGCACUUUUUGCUUGGAUAAGUCUGAUGGAUGGAGUCACUAGGGCCCUGAACACAGCAUCUGAACUUGAACAGGUUAGUUACAGCUUUUUAUAUGUGUACAUUUAUGAAGUGGUCUAUUAGGUUUCCAUGGUAUCACCAUAUAAUAAAUAUUUAUCAUUAAAUUAAAAAAAAAAAAAAGCCAAAGAAGAUUAACUCUUCAUUAUAAUUUUAAAAAGGGAGCGUGAGCCAUUCAGAACCGAGGUGCUAGCCACAACUGGCUCCCGAGCCAUAGUUUGCCCUCCCCUGACCGAGGUAGUUGUAAGAUAAGGGUUCUUCAUGACAACAGUAGACAAUGAAAGAGUUGAGGGGUCGGCAGACAGUUAUAAGAGGCACUACCACUUCUCAGGCCUACAAGUGCAAGGCCAUUAAUUUAAUGCCAUAAUGUCAUUUAGAAAUCCCUUGACCAGUACUGGACACCCAUUUCAUAAUUCUUCUGUACGCACAGGUCAAAGAAUUUUACACAAGACAAGAGGGUAACUUUGGAACUGGAGAGAGGGCCUUCCAGCAGGCCAUUGAAAAGGUCACUACAAAUGUCAACUGGAUGACAAAGAAUGAGCCUGUCAUAGAAACUUGGCUACGUGUUGCAGGUUAUCAUGAGUCAAGAUAACACGUCUCACUGCUGUGUUUUUUUGUUUUUUUUCAGUACUUAAAAAAUAAUAAUUCAGAAAUCCAUUUUUAAAAAAUCACUUGGGAAGAUAUGGGCUUCUACGUUUUUGCUUUGAAUUUUUUUUUUUCAAUAGGGUUUCUUAAAAACAUGAUAUUCUUUUGUCAAAGAAUGAAAAAAAAAGAAGUGACAGUGCUUAGAGUUAGGUAUUAAACAAUUAAUGUUGUUGGCAAUGUGUGUUCCAAAGUCUAGAACUAUGUGCACAUUAACAUCGUUUUUGUCAAAGAAAGAAACACAAGAUCUCCAUGGAAAAUUAUUGUGAUUUAGUCUGUUUCUUUUAAAUAUAUGAAAAGUGAAAUUAAUUUUUCUAGCACUGAUUGUCUUUUUACAGUUGCAUGGACACAUUUCGAGGUACAACGUAUAGAGUUAAAUAUAAAUAGACAGUACGUUUUUAAUAUUUAUCAAUUAAGUUAACUCUUUUUUUUUUUUUGUACAGGAAUAGAUGAUGCAAUGUAUUUGUAUUUUAAAUUAACUCAUUAUGCAAGAGAAUGAAUCUAUUUGUAGUUUUUAAAUGAAAAUUAUUAAUUAGAUCAUUUUCUUUCUGAAUCAAAAGUAAGAUUUUCUGUUUAAACAUUACAAUAUGCUAAUUAAUGAUUUGUGACCUUUGAUAAGCUAAUCAGAUGGUUUAUAUAUAUGUAUGUGUGUAUGUAUAUAUAUAUAUAUAAAUAUAUAUAUAUAUAGGCUACAUAUAAUAAAAAUAAUAAUAAUAAUAAUAAAGUUUAUUUCAAAAACACGCUUCAUCCCCAAAGGCUCAAAGCGCAGUACAAAGUCAACAAAAAACAAAUCUAUAAUUUACCACAUUUAAAACAAACACAACACUACAAAUACUAAUUACAAGCAUACCAAGUCAAAGUCUUUGUAGCCAUUUCAACCCUAAGCAACACAGCCAAUAUGCAUUAACUGGAAAAUAUGGUAGACAAUCAUCCCAAAAUGUGUUUGCGAAAUAGAUGUGUCUUUUUUUUUGUAUGCUAAUUUUGUCAUCUAAAUACUUUUCCAGUUAACAUUUUAAAAGAAUGUUAUUUCAUUUAAAUCUACCGGUACUAUUACUCAUUUGAAAUUAAAUAUUUUUGUAAAUAAA